CUUGGAUCGAAAAUCUCGCUGUAUGAACCCCUCAAACGAUUUUGCACCUCUUCCAACACGCCGUUUUUAUCGGUGUUCGGCUUUACCCCCAUGAACAAGGAGUUCUGUCCGGAGUGCAACAAUAUGCUCUAUCCGAAAGAAGACAAGACAGAGAAGCAGUUGUACAUGGCAUGCCGUAACUGUGAGCAUGUGGAGGAGGCGAUGAGCAACAAAGUGGUGGAGAAUGUUUUUCAUCGCGAAUUCACCGAAGAGAUUGACCAGGAAACGGCGAAGGACAUGACGAUGGAUCCAACGUUGUUUAUUGCUAGCGUAAAGUGUGACAGGUGUGGAUACGGAUAUGCGGUGUAUUUCGAGCCUAAGGGAAAUAACCCUGACUUAGAGCUGAAAAUAUGCUACAUUUGUAAGAAAUGUUAUAAUAUUUGGAUGUAGACCGGAAUAACUACUUUGUUAAUUUUUUGGGAGUUUGGAAUAUUACCGCAUGUAUUUGCGCUAUUCCAGGCCUUUUAUCUCGCAGAAUAAUCGGUGAUUGAUACAAAUAAAACAUUUAAUACGCAAUUACCGUACAAUAAUUGAUCGCAAUUUGAUGUUGGC
Molecule: messenger RNA, 591 nt
Organism: Vavraia culicis subsp. floridensis
Lineage: Eukaryota; Fungi; Microsporidia; Pleistophoridae
Exons: 1
Coding region: 91-429 (112 amino acids)
Biological process (GO): transcription-coupled nucleotide-excision repair; transcription initiation at RNA polymerase II promoter; DNA-templated transcription
Cellular component (GO): RNA polymerase II, core complex
Molecular function (GO): DNA-directed RNA polymerase activity
Source: RefSeq, a predicted model, not a curated record